CCAAAGGAAAAGCAGCGAAGAAGCAACCGUGCGCGCGGAAACAAAUUCGAGGAGCUUUUAUUAUUUUUAAACAAAUAAUUACGCGUUAUUUACACAACCUGGUCAUUUCUUUUAUAGUAGUGUUUAAUCGUCGGUGUUUGUAGUUUCACCCUUUUUCUUGAAGCUUUAACAGGUCUAUUUUUUAGGUUUUUGCGCCUGCACGAGGACGGAGUGAUGGAAGGCUAGCAUUGUUAGCUAGCUCUUGCUGCUUUUAUACCCAGCUCGCGCCUUACGUCUGAAAAGCACACAAACAAACAAAUAAUAGUAAUAAUAACAAUAAAAAUGUCGGGGUUUAAUUUUGGAACAAGUACCCUGGGUUCCACUAACCCCGGAGGGGGCUUUUCUUUUGGAGCAGUGGCCAGCACUCCCGCUUCAGCACCCGGUGGCUUCAGCUUCGGGGGUCUGGGGGCGGUGACGUCCAGCGCCGCCGCCGCUACCACUACCACCACCUCGUCUCUGGGGCUCGGCGGCGGACUGUUUGCCCAGAAACCGACAGCUGGCUUCUCUUUUAACACACCUGCCUCAGGAGCUUCUGCACCGUCGACCGGCCUCACCUUGGGAACUCCCGCCGCCUCCACCGCCCCCGCUGCCGCCGCAGCAUCCUCCACAGGCUUCGGCUUUGGUUUCGGAAAACCGGCGGCUUCGGCGAGUCCAUUUUCUCUGAGCACCACCGGCACCACCUCGGCCCCAGCAGCCACCGGUCUGAGUCUGGGCUCCGUCAUCACCUCGUCAGCACCUCAGAGCGGAUCAUCCACAGGGUUCUCCCUCAACCUGGGAGGAGGAGUCGCUUCCUCAGCGCCGGCCACCGGGCUCAGCCUCGGCUCCUCGCUGUUCUCCAGCUCAGGCUCGACAGGUCUCGGACAGUCGACUCUCGGCGGAGGUCUGACUUUAGGAGGUUUGCUCUCGUCCUCCACAGCGGCCACAGCUCCUGUUGCCCCGGCGCCCAGCGUAGGUUUGGGUGGAGUCGACUUCAGUUCCUCGUCCGAGAAGAAAAGCGAUAAAUCAUCUGGUGCUCGACCCGAAGACAGUAAAGCACUGAAGGAUGAAAACCUGCCUGCUCCCAUCUGCCAAGAUGUGGACAACUUCCAGAAGUUUGUGAAGGAGCAGAAGCAGGUUCAGGAGGAGAUCAGCCGCAUGUCCUCUAAAGCCAUGCUGAAGGUGCAGGAUGACAUCAAGAGCCUAAAGCAGCUGCUGUCGGUGAGCGCCAGUGGACUGCAGAGGAACGCCCUGUCUAUAGACAAGCUGAAGAUGGAGACGGCGCAGGAGCUGAAGAACGCUGACAUCGCUCUGAGGACCCAGAAAACUCCUCCUGGACUUCAGCAUGAGAAUACGGCACCCUCAGAUUAUUUCCGGGCUCUGGUGGAGCAGUUCGAGGUGCAGUUACAGCAAUACCGCCAGCAGAUCGAGGAACUGGAGAACCAUCUGACCACACAGAGCAGCGGUCCUCACAUCACUCCUCAAGAUCUGUCUCUGGCCAUGCAGAAGCUCUACCAGACGUUCGUGGCACUGGCCGCACAGCUGCAAGCCGUUCACGAGAACGUAAAGACGUUAAAGUACCAGUACCUGAGCUAUAGGCGGGCUUUCCUGGACGACUCGACGGACGUGUUCGAGUCGAAACGACGCGCCAGCCGGAAACUGCAGAGCGCCCCGAGAGUCACCACUGGCCCUACGCCCUUCGGCUCUGUCCCAAACGCCGCCGCCGUGGCCAUGGCUGCCACGCUCACGCAGCAGCAGCAGCCCGCUCCAGAGACAGAGCACUUGCGAUGGAACGAACACAGCUCUACGUUUUCUUUCUUCAUUUCACAUUUUAAAUGUAGGCAGAAGAGAUUAAAUUGCACUGUCUUUGUAUUUAAUUUAUUCUUAUUAAUAUUAUUAAACUAAUCCUGUAACCUGUAAAUAAAAUAGCAGUCGAUAACAGGGUACUUAAAAGGUGCUUGCGUGGCACUGGUGCAUAAACUAAUCACAAAAUAAUGCAGAUGUUGCCUUUCACGAUCUUUAUACUCUCAAUCGAAUAUCAAUGAGUGUUUGGGGGGUUUUUUUCCUUCCUCUUUAUAAUCGAGGUUUUAAUGAAUAAAUCAAAGUUUUGGUGUUUUUAGAUAGAGGGCUUUAACAGCACUUAUGUAGCGAUCGUUGCACGAUUCUUAUACUCAUAAACACGUCGUCCUUCAUCCGAAAAUUGUUUACAUCGGUGCACGAGACGCCGAGGCGUUUCGGAGAGUCGAAUAAACGCAACGCGUUCUGGCCGAAGGUUCCGCGUUAAUUAAACGGCUGCGCUACAUGGUCCUAAAACACGCGAGAUGAUACUCGGAUUGUUCACAACGUUCAGGUUUGUUAAAAUGCCAGUGCCAUUAAAAAAAAAAAUACAGAAAAAAAACAAAACAUUUUAGCAUGGAAAAAGAAGGAAAAAAAAGAAAUGUCUGGUGUAUAUAAGUUUUUAAAAAAAUUACAUAAACGAAAAAAGUAGGGAGACUGUGUUUUUAAACCCAGAGUAAUCUUAGAAAAAAGUUGUGAAGUAAUUUAUUCCAAGUCGUACAGUAUUGAGUGAGAUUUAACCAUCCUCAUCACUGCUGUGAUGUCAUCAGUGUGCGAGGACUCCUUUAAACAGUUCUCUUGUCGUUUUUGACGUUGAUGCGUUUAUCAACAAACGUUACUGUUUAGCGGCUCAGCAGCAAUAGGCGCACGCUGAUGAUGCCAGAGGGCAGUGAUAGGUUAAAAGUCCUCGACCUACAGCUCAUGAUGAUCACAUGACUUGUCUUGACUUGUUCCAAGACUUUUUUCUUUUCUUUCUUUUUUUUUGAGCCAGAAAUAUAUAAAUAUUAAAUUAGUAUGUUUCUCUGCUUGCUGAUCCCAAUAUUCCGACAUCCCUGAUAUUCACCAGGAUUAGCAUUACGCAUAUUUAUAGAUCAUUUUAAUAUAAAUCAUUAAAAUUAUAAACGUGUCCAGAGCUGAAAAUGCAUCUUUCUGGUUAAUCGGUCUCUUAAAGCGCACCUAGUAUGGUUUUUCUAAUAUUACCUUUCAUGUAGUGUGUUAUAUACGUAGCUGUUUGUGAAUGGAAAACGUCUGCAGAUUUCAAAAGUGCACGACAAACGGAGUUAUCGACUCCCAAAAGCAGCUGAAACGAGUCGUUCGUAAUUCCAGAUUUACUUCCUGUAAUAACCUACAUAGGUUUGUAACAUUAAGCCCCGCCUCUGGUUCUGAUUGGUUGCUCGCUGACAGCGGUAGACCAAUCACAACAUACUGGGGCGUCUGACCAAUCAGAGCAGAGUAUGCUCUCUGAAAGGAGUUUAGAAUGAACCAUAAUAGGUGCUCUUUAAAUAAUAUCGAUUUUUAUAAUUAGUGUGUUUUUUCCUUUUAAAUGAACACGAUUGAAUCAAAAUAGUUUUUUAAAAACGUUUAAGCAACAUAAAUAAGCAUAAAUAAUAAAUGCUUUAUUUAAAAAAAUCUGUUUGAAAAUUUUUAGCUAAGUUCUGUCCUGUUUAAUCAUUGCUCAUUUUUAAUUUUGUUGGGGUUUUUUUUGUUUACAUUAUUUAUUUUCUUCGAUUUAUAAACAUGAUUCCAAUAUGUUGUGCAUCUCUGGUUAUUCAGGAGUCGUGAUGGAUUUAAUUCAGUUAUUUUGAACAAAAUGAAUGUGAUUAACUUAUCGGGAUGUCUCUCACACACACACACACACACACACACACACACUGCUUUUAUCAGUACUAACAUUUUUAGACGUGUGAAUUAUUUUAUAUAAUGAAUAUUUUGCCUAUGCAUUUUUCUACUGAUUUACAGGAUCUUAGUAUUUUGAAGACAGUAUCCUGUUUAAACACACACACUCGCACUCACAUGCAUGUUUCCGGUUGCGUUUUUUUUUUUUUUUUUGUACAUCAUGCUCAUCUGGUCUUGGUAACCAUGGUAACGAUGGUGGUGUCCUCCUAACGAUGAUAGCCGGUUACAGAUGCGAGGAAUGCUUUGAUCGCGGGGAUAAUUGCGGCUCUCUGUAAUCACAACUUUUGGAGCAUGGAAUCUUCUGACUAGGACUGGAAAAACACAUGUGCGCGCACACACACACACGUAUGUCCUCAUACUGCUAAUUGAAAAUUGUCUCAACUCGUGUGCUUCAUGUUAAACAGAGCCGUGGUGUAAGAGAUGAGGCGAGUGUGUUUGAACCUCUCUGAUGGCUAUUUCCUGUUUUCCUCUUAACGGUUAAACAGUACCACAUUUAGCGCGUGUGCGCACGCUAAUGCUAAUCUGCAUGAGAGCCAGAUGGGCUGAACGUUUUCACGCGGCCGGGUGAGUGCCUGCAUGCCCGACACUCUGUUUACACUUGAUUAAACUACACUUUUUUUUUUUUUUUGUCUUCCGUAAUUUAUUAAUUACAAAACAAUCGUCUUGUAGUUUGAGCAUUAAAAAACACACACACACUCAAGAAGGAUAGCUGCAGUAUUUGUGUGUGGUAGGAAUUCAGUAAGGGCUAUAGUUUUCUUUUACACAAUAUUUGACUGUUUUAAGGGAUUAAGGGAUGCAUCGAUACUGAAAUGAGUGACCUAUUCAUUAUUAUUAAUUAAUCAAUGUCACGGAACGUUUUGUCGUAUUGGUUUCUGCCUUGUGCUGCAUUGCAUAACGACAGCAGAAAGUUUUGGAGAGAGAGAGAGAGGGAGGGAGGGAAAUGGAGCUCAUGGUUGUUAAACAUUACAGUUCAACAUUGUUUAUUAUCGCCUGGAUGAACGAAAGACACAUAAGCAGUUGCUGGAGAAAGUGAAGUACGUUUAAACUGGACCUGUAAUAGAGGACACUUGGACGGCCAUCUGAGCAGUAAAAGUGAGCGUAAGAUGCCUUGAAUUGCACGUCGACUCUCAAGUGGAGCGUGAAGGAACCAGAGUGCUCAGUGCUCGCUGAACUGAACUCUGUGACAGAUUAGAUAUCGGAUCCUUCUCGGCUGCUCCUGCAACGGACUUUUGACCUUUUUGUGGAUUUUCGACCUCUGAUUUCCACAGAGGUUCCACUCUUCUUUGCUUUGAUUGAAAAAUAUGACCGUAAUUCCGUGUCGUACCUUUCUUUUUGCGACAGUGCAGACUAGGAUUGUCAUGCCGUGUCUGACCAGUUCCCCGUACCAGUACAGCCGUAUCGGUAUCGAUGCAUCCCUAUUUCUGUUUAAUCCGAAUCGUCAGUCCGUGGAUUCUGCUUUCAUUUGUGCCUUUUAAGCCUCAGUGGUCACGUUUCAUCCUAAACCAGAAGGAGACCCGCCUUUUCCUCCACACGCUACAUCAGUGUAAACGACAGGGCGUGUGGUGUUCGAGGUUUUUGUAGGAACCUACAGUUCGUUUUCAGUUUCGUCUUCAAGGGCUACGGUGUUCUCGCUCCCCAGAUGAAGGGCGAGGAGUUUAAAAAUAACGCUGCUCCGUGUGGCCAUGAAGGACACCGGGUGAAUGCUUGUGCCAAGAUAUUCAGUGUUUAGCGAUGCAGCAUUGAGCCGUUGCUGUUGUUUCGUUAAACAGCUACUAAUCUGGACAUCGGUCCAACAUCUAUCUCUCUCUCUCUCUCUCUCUCUCUCUCUCUCUCUCUCUCUCUCGUUCUUUGUGUCUUGACUGCUGAGGAAGGAAUAGUUAUUAAAGGAAUAGUUCAGCUUUCUUUUUUUAACCUCAUCUCUCUAUCCCCUGUAUGUGUAGCGUGUGUAUGAUUAGCACAGACAAGAAUCUCAUCUCAGCAUAUUUCCCUGCACUGAAAAGGGCAGACGUUGAAUUUUGUCCAUUAAAGGGGUCUGUAAUGUAAAUGAAGCUCUAAAUCUGUAAAAUAGCUUUUUUUUUUCCCCCCCAAAGGAAGAAUUUCUCUCGUGCUUGACUUUCUCUCGAAGUUUUAAAUUUGUUUAACGCUUCUUUAAAUAAUAGCAGAAUUCGACAUCUGCCCUUAGACUUUCACUAUGAGUCAAGUUGGCGGAAAAAUCAUUUAAGGGUUUUGGCGUUCUGUUCAGCGCCGGGAAACGCAUCAAUGUUCUCAUCUGUCUUAGUCUCUCUUCCCCCACCUCCCAAUCCCCCCACCCCCCCAAUACACACACACGCGCACACAUACUACAUAUACAGUUUAUAGAGUUUACAUUGAAAUUCUUUGGAGUUCACCUUUAAUACGAGGAGCUCUUAGAGUGAUGUGUGGGUUUUUAAAAGGCUGUAGUUUUGAUAUAUAUUAUAACUCUUAGGGUUUGCAAAAAAAAAAUUAAGAUGUAGAACACAUGAUCGUAAACGUACAACGUUACGUGGAAAGAGUGACCCUACGUUCACGCUAAUAUGCGAUAAAGCGACUUCACAGUGAGCGAUUGGUGAGCGUACGUAGCUAGUAGAGUCGAUUCGGAUUUGCUGAUCCGAGAACGAAGCUAGCACGAAGCCGAGCACGUGACUCAAACAACCGCAUUUUUUUUAGUGCUUAGAAGCUAUAUAUAGCUACCGGACAGGCCACGCCCACGGGCAAAAAAUGAGCGACUUGUCGCUUGCUAGAGUGAACGUAGGGUUAGUGUCGUCACGCGUGGGGUAGAAACACUGAACGCUAGUGCUGUUAGAACGCAAGCGAAAUCUUUUAGACGUCUCAGAAGUAAGUCUUUAGUAACCGCGCAUGGCAUUUAUGUACAGAGACUCCGUAUCAGGAGUUCAGAAGCUUGUGAUGUUGAUUGUUUAAACAGUAACAUGUUCAGCUCUAAUCUUAUUUAUCACAUGUGUGGUAUUUUUGUUUGUUUGGUUUGUUUUUAAUUGUGCGUUGAGGCUUUAUUUAAACCUUCGCCUAUUUAUGAUUAUGGUGUGCCUUUUGCACUACAUGCAGAAUAAACAGUAUACAUGAAUCUGGACUCGUCACUGUUUGAACUGGAUUUCAUUUUUAAAAGACUCACUUCAGUCGAACCGUGUUCAUGCAGAUCGCGAGUAGGAAUCCCGUUUGUCCUGAAACUGUUUUGUCAUGUUUCUUAUGUAAGUGCUUUACAAUAAAUUCACAAUAAAUCAGUUUUUAAAAUAAAAAAACAGAAAAGCCCUUGUCUUUGUUUCUUUUUGACUGACUAAUCAUAUAUUCACGUUAAUUGGAUAAUCGUCGAGAUGCGGAUUCGCUUUUAACACAUCUUUUUUUUUUCUUCUUUUUUUUUUUUAAAUAAAGAAUUCGAACAUUUUUUGAAAGAAAUGAGCUGGCUAAAAGGAAACGAGACAGGAGCGC
This is a messenger RNA of Ictalurus furcatus (blue catfish), 7206 nucleotides long. It is a transcript of the gene nup58, whose product is annotated as nucleoporin 58. Bases 322 to 1920 code for a protein of 532 amino acids. Gene Ontology annotation, cellular component: nuclear pore. Lineage: Eukaryota; Metazoa; Chordata; Actinopteri; Siluriformes; Ictaluridae. Gene Ontology annotation, molecular function: structural constituent of nuclear pore. The record is from RefSeq and is a predicted model, not a curated record. Gene Ontology annotation, biological process: nucleocytoplasmic transport. The transcript is spliced from 12 exons.